UUCAAAAAUGGACCUGGUAGCAUUUGGGAGACUAUUUAGAUUCCUGUGUGAGAGAAAGGGAUGUGAAUGUGUACAGCUGUGACUCCUGGGACUGCCUGGAUGAGCCCUUGUUGUGUUCUUGGCAAGGUUUUUGAAGUGGCUUCCUGUUCGAAAACCCAAAGUCCUCCAGUGACUUGAAUUCUGGAGGAGAACUUGGGACUCCUAGUUUGUAGAUCAGUAUCUUCAGCAACUACCCCAAUGUGACUCGCAUGAUGAGACUGGGCUGCCCUAGGAGAUUAAGGCUGAAGCCAUAGGAGAGAAAGUCCCACGGAAUAUCCUCCCCACCCUCUCCAAAGGGCUUCCUCGGAGGAAAAUAGAAGAGCUGCUGUCCCUGCAGGGGGGCCUUCCGCAAAGGCAAGGAAUCGCCCAGCGAGUUUUGGGCGGAAACAGGUGUUGAGUUGCCAUUUGGAGAAUGAAUGGGCUCCAUGCGGGAGGCCACCUUUUCUGCGCUGCCUAGCCUCCUGAAGGCCAGCCCACCCGCUCUGCCAUCACAGCCUGAAGUGGCCUGCAGCUAUGGACACGAGGGUCCCUGGCCCCUGCUUUGAGCCACCCUCACCAUGCUAGUGCCUGGGGACAAGAACUUCCUUACCGACAUCAUCUACAUUGCCUUUGAACUGCUCAUUGCCCUUCUGGCCAUCUUUGGGAACGUCCUGGUGUGUUGGGCCGUUUAUCUCAACAGCAACCUGCAGAAUGUCACCAAUUACUUUGUGGCUUCCCUGGCGAUAGCUGACAUUGCGGUGGGUGUGCUGGCCAUCCCUUUCGCCAUCACGAUCAGCACCGGCUUCUGCACCUUUUUUUACAGCUGCCUCUUCAUCGCCUGCUUUGUCCUGGUGCUGACCCAGAGCUCCAUCUUCAGCCUCCUGGCCAUUGCCAUCGAUCGGAUUAUUGCUAUCCGUAUCCCUCUCAGGUACAAUGCUCUGGUGACCAGCUCACGUGCCAAGGGAGUCAUCGCCAUCUGUUGGUUCUUAUCCUUCAUUAUUGGCCUGACGCCAAUGCUGGGCUGGCCCAGGAAUGCUCUGGAAGAGAAUGGGCAAAGGGAGAAUAGAACCAACUGCAGUAGCAAUAUGGUGCGUUGCCUCUUUGCAACUGUGGUCACCAUGGAUUACAUGGUCUACUACAACUUCUUUGCCUGUGUGCUGCUUCCUCUCCUUCUGAUGUUUGGGAUCUACUUGAAGAUCUUCAUGACAGCCCGGCAGCAGCUCAAGCAGAUGGAAAACAAGGCGAUGCACGGGGGGCGGUCCCGAUACAUUCUGCAGAAAGAGGUCCAUGCAGCAAAGUCUCUGGCCUUCAUUGUGGGGAUGUUUGCUGUCUGCUGGCUGCCGUUACACCUGAUCAACUGCUUCACCCUCUUCUGCCCCACUUGCAAAGAUCCUCCCCCCGGGGUCAUGUACCUGGCCAUUAUCUUAUCCCACGCCAACUCCAUGGUGAACCCCCUGAUCUACGCCUACCAGAUCCGAGAGUUCCGCUGCACCUUCAGGAAGAUCAUCCAGCGGCACAUCCUGUGCAGGAAGCAGGGCUUCAUGUCCGCUACUGCCAGCCGCAGGACUUCUGCACACGACGGAGAGACUGAGAACACAACUGUACAGAUCAGCAACUACUCACUCAACUUCCACUCUGGCAGAGACUUCAGGAGCAUCCAUGGGGGCCAUUCUGGGGGGCAAAGCAUCUGCAUGGAAUGGACCCCAAGCCAGAACGGACUGGCUGGAGAAGUGAACGGACACCUUGUACUUUCCUGCAAAAAUGGGGAGCUCCAGAAAAAUGGAGCCCCUUAGCCAAGAGCCUCUGGGGUCCCUGGGUUUUAUGGCAAUGUGGAGGCUUCACUGGAAGCCCCAAAGGCAUCCUGAGGGUGCUGGGGAUGUUGCUGUGCUGGGCAGAACUUUCCUAGGCUGCAGGGAUCCUUCUGAAGGGGGAGGGGAGAAGAGGGGGAAGGCCCCAGAACCGGGCAGGAACCUUUGCAGGCAGAGGG
This is a messenger RNA of Thamnophis sirtalis, 2005 nucleotides long. Lineage: Eukaryota; Metazoa; Chordata; Lepidosauria; Squamata; Natricidae. The record is from RefSeq and is a predicted model, not a curated record.